Molecule: messenger RNA, 1688 nt
Organism: Gorilla gorilla gorilla (western lowland gorilla)
Lineage: Eukaryota; Metazoa; Chordata; Mammalia; Primates; Hominidae
Product: serine/threonine-protein kinase SMG1-like
Exons: 12
Coding region: 154-1518 (454 amino acids)
Biological process (GO): nuclear-transcribed mRNA catabolic process, nonsense-mediated decay; phosphorylation
Molecular function (GO): protein serine/threonine kinase activity
Source: RefSeq, a predicted model, not a curated record
UGAAGACGUGCCUCCUCCAUCAGUGUCAUUACCAAAGCUGGCUGCGCUUCUCCGGGUAUUUAGUACUGUGGUGAGGAGCAUUGGGGAACGCCUCAGCCCAAUUCGGGUCCUCCAAUUACUGAGGCAUACGUAACAGAUAUUCUGUACAGAGUAAUGAGAUGUGUGACGGCUGCAAACCAGGUGUUUUUUUCUGAGGCUGUGUUGACAGCUGCUAAUGAGUGUGUUGGUGUUUUGCUCGGCAGCUUGGAUCCUAGCAUGACUAUACAUGGUGACAUGGUCAUUACAUAUGGAUUAGACCAACUGGAGAAUUGCCAGACUCGUGGUACCGAUUAUAUCAUCUCAGUCUUGAAUUUACUCAUGCUGAUUGUUGAACAGAUAAAUACAAAACUGCCAUCAUCAUUUGUAGAAAAACUGUUUAUACCAUCAUCUAAAGUACUAUUCUUGUGUUAUCAUAAAGAAAAAGAGGUUGUUGCUGUAGCCCAUGCUGUUUAUCAAGCAAUGCUCAGCUUGAAGAAUAUUCCUGUUUUGGAGACUGCCUAUAAGUUAAUAUUGGGAGAAAUGACUUGUGCCCUAAACGACCUCCUGCACAGUCUGCAACUUCCUGAGGCCUGUUCUGAAAUAAAACAUGAGGCUUUUAAGAAUCAUGUGUUCAAUGUAGACAAUGCAAAAUUUGUAGUUAAAUUUGACCUCAGUGCCCUGACUACAAUUGGAAAUGCCAAAAACUCACUAAUAGGGAUGUGGGCGCUAUCUCCAACUGUCUUUGCACUUCUGAGUAAGAAUCUGAUGAUUGUGCACAGUGACCUGGCUCUUCACUUCCCUGCCAUUCAGUAUGCUGUGCUCUACACAUUGUAUUCUCAUUGUACCAGGCAUGAUCACUUUAUCUCUAGUAGCCUCAGUUCUUCCUCUCCUUUGUUUGAUGGAGCUGUGAUUAGCACUGUAACUACGGCCACAAAGCAACAUUUCUCAAUUAUAUUAAAUCUUCUGGGAAUAUUACUUAAGAAAGAUAACCUUAACCAGGACACGAGGAAACUGUUAAUGACUUGGGCUUUGGAAGUAGCUGUUUUAAUGAAGAAGUCCGAAACAUAUGCACCUUUAUUCUGUCUUCCGUCUUUCCAUAAAUUUUGCAAAGGCCUUUUAGCCAACACUCUCGUUGAAGAUGUGAAUAUCUGUCUGCAGGCAUGCAGCAGUCUACACGCUCUGUCCUCUUCCUUGCCAGAUGAUCUUUUACAGAGAUGUGUUGAUGUUUGCCGUGUUCAACUAGUGCACCGUGGAACUCGUAUUCGACAAGCAUUUGGAAAACUGUUGAAAUCAAUUCCUUUAGAUGUUGUCCUAAGCAAUAACAAUCACAUAGAAAUUCAAGAAAUUUGCCGGGCGUGGUGGCUCAAGCCUGUAAUCCCAGCACUUUGGGAGGCCGAGGCGGGCGGAUCACAAGGAAGGACAGUUGGUUGGAAAGACUGUUCUAUAGCUGCCAGAGACUGGAUAAGCGUGACCAGUCAACAAUUCCACGCAAUCUCCUGAAGACAGAUGCUAUCCUUUGGCAGUGGGCCAUAUGGGAAGCUGCACAAUUCACUGUUCUUUCUAAGCUGAGAACUCCACUGGGCAGAGCUCAAGACACCUUCCAGACAAUUGAAGGUAUCAUUCGAAGUCUCGCAGCUCACACAUUAAACCCUGAUCAGGAUGUUAGUCAG